This is a messenger RNA of Cuscuta campestris, 2524 nucleotides long. Lineage: Eukaryota; Viridiplantae; Streptophyta; Magnoliopsida; Solanales; Convolvulaceae. The record is from the annotation of a GenBank genome assembly.
AGGAAGAGGAAACGAAUUUAUCCACAUGCAUUCAUGUGUAGCCAGUCCCAGUGACACCAUUUAUUACCUCACUUCAUUUCCGUUACUGUCCUCGCAAUCUCCGGUGGCGCCCCCGCCCAUCUCCGCCGUCCACCUUCCUAAUUUUUCUCCCCGUCGUUAACUUAUCUCCGCUCUUCCAGAGAAGAAUCUGAUUUGCUUGCUGACCGAUUCUCGUGGAACCGUGCGCCAAAUCCUGUUCGUCUAUUGAGAAAAAAAAAUUGUGGGUUUUCCUCUCAUCUUUGCUAGCAUUUCUGGGAUUAAAUCUUUAUCCAAUUUGAGCUGAUUUAGGAUUUUUGUGAUUCCUUAUUUGGUAGAUCCGAUCUUUAUAUGCUCUUCCUCGAUUUUGGGUCUCUUUAAUUUCUGUAAUUUGGGGUGAAUUGAAAGAGGGAACGGAGGAGAGGGUGUUUAUGUGAUCUUUCUUUCCUUGUUGUAUUUGUGUAGGUGUCUUAUUGAGUGUUGUUGGGGAAGAAACAGAAUUGGGUGGUUUGAGUGGGAUUUGUGGGAAGAGGUUAGAAAGGAGGGUUGAAAUUGAAGAGGAAAAAGGGGGGUUUGAUUCUCUGGCUGUUCUGGAGUGCUUAUCGAAUAUAUUGAGGGCCCUCCGGAUGGGUUCCUGCUGGUCUUCCGAGAGCAGCAGGAGCCCGAGCCGGACGGGCUCUCCCAUUGGGAUCCAGAGGAAGAAGAGCUUUAAGAGGAGGUCGGUCUCGCGGAGUUCUUCCUUCGACUAUUACAGGAGGGAGGAACAUCUGCAUCGGAUUCCGGGUCGCCAGUUCUUGAACGGGUCCAGCGAGGUGGCUGCUCUCUUCACUCAGCAGGGAAAGAAAGGAACUAAUCAAGAUGCUAUGGUUGUUUGGGAGAAUUUUGGGUCAACAACAGAUACCGUUUUUUGUGGUGUAUUUGAUGGGCAUGGUCCUCAUGGUCAUAUGGUAGCAAAGAGAGUGAGAGAUUCACUUCCCUUGAAACUGAGUGCACACUGGGAAGUUAAUACAAAAAGUGAGGAUGUUCUUCGAGAGCUCAACCUAAAGAUGGGUAGUAUAAACUCUCUGGAUUCUUCAUUCGCAGCCAUUGAUGAUGAUGACCCAAGGGCUUCCACCUAUGUUGAAGAAACUGAGAAGCACCCUGAUAUCUUUAAGACUUUGAAGGAAUCUUUCUUGAAGGCUUUUAAGGUCAUGGAUAGGGAACUAAGGUCCGUUACAAAUAUAGAUUGUUUCUGCAGUGGAACCACUGCUGUAACUCUUGUGAAACAGGGCCGCAAUCUUGUGAUUGGGAAUGUUGGAGACUCAAGAGCCGUAUUGGGGACAAGAGAUAAAAACGAUUCUCUUACUGCAGUACAGUUGACUGUGGAUCUUAAGCCUAAUCUUCCAGUGGAAGCAGAGAGGAUCAGAAAAUGCAAGGGACGCGUGUUUGCUCUUCGAGACGAACCAGGGGUACACAGAGUGUGGCUGCCGAAUGCAGAUUCUCCUGGCCUUGCCAUGGCACGUGCAUUUGGUGAUUUCUGUCUCAAGGAUUUUGGUCUUAUCUCUGUCCCAGAAGUUUCAUACCGGCGUUUAACUGAGAAAGAUGAGUUCGUCGUCUUGGCUACCGAUGGGAUUUGGGAUGUCCUAUCCAACGAAGAGGUAGUGAAGACGGUUGCAUCAUCCACGCGUUCAUCUGCAGCUAAAGUGGUGGUUGAGACCGCUGUCCGGUCGUGGAGGACAAAGUACCCGAAUUCCAAAGUGGAUGACUGUGCUGUUGUCUGCCUCUUCCUUGAUUCGCGCGAUUGGUCUCCGGUUACAACCCAAAGGAGUGAAGUCAACAAAGGUAAGAAUGUAUAUGCUACUGCCCCUAUUACUACCCCCAAGGAGGAAGAUAUUGAGGAGGAGGAUGAAGAGGUGAAUGGUGAUGGUGAGGAGGAGGAAACAGAGGAGGAGGGGAUAGAGUGGUCUGCCCUUGAAGGGGUAUCUCGGGUCAACACGCUGGUGACCCUGCCCCGGUUUGUGCUGCCCGCCGUGAAGGAUGAGAAGAAGAAGAAGAAGAAUCAAUAAAGUAGAGUGGGGGUGGGGUGGGGUGGGGGGGGGGGUGCNUAUUGUCCUUAGGAUCGUGCUCGGGGCACCCCACCCUACAGAACUGAGGAAAGUGAUGCGAAAGGUGGGGCGACUUUAGUUUUUUUCCUUGUCCGUAAACCGAUUUCACUUUUGUGUGUGUGUUGUCAAUUUCUCAAUUUAUUUUUAUCUUUGGUGACACUUUACUUUUAGUGUAUACUCCAAGGAGAUGUAGGACGUAUUACCUGAGGGGUGGGGGUGGGGUGGGGUGGGGGCUGUAUUUGAAUAGAAUGUCUGGGGAUCAUUGUUUUUUGUUUCAUUCCCUUUGAUCAUGAAAGCUGGGGGGAGUUUUGAUAUCAUAAAUCACACAACUUGGUGAUGUCCACAGGAAUUGUGUAAUUUGGAACAACAUUUUAUUGUUCACCAACUUUUGCCCCUUUUUUGCUUUUCUCAGUGCUUAUCAUAUG